UCUCUCUCUAUCACUUUCCACUUUCAUUUCAGGAAAGUCUCUCAUUUCUCUGCAUUUCUCCCAUUUCCCAUUUUACCCUUCUUCUUCCUUUUUUUUCCCUCUCUAAUUUACUAUCCUACCCUCAGCUAUAUCAUUCACCUGAACAAACAUUUCUAACCGAUUCAUCCAUCUGAUCAUUUGUUUUUGUUUUUGUGUUUGAUAAUUUUAUAUAUCAAUCAAUUUAUAAGAAGUUAGGGUUUUAAUUUGUUUUUAUAGAAUCAAAAACCGCCUCAAAAAUGGACUCGGAGGAUGAGUUUGAUAUGCAAGACGCCGCCGCUGAAUCCGCCGAGGACGAUUUCUACAGCGGCGGAGAUGACGCCUUUGACAGCGAUGACGCCGAUGUUGCUGAUUAUGAAUUCAUCGAUAACGAUUCCGAUGAUUCUGAUGACCUCAUUUCUCAUCGCCAUCAGCAAAACUAUACGGUUUUGAGUGAGACGGAUAUUCACCGGCGUCAAGAAGAUGAUGUUAUGAGGAUAGCUACUGUACUUUCCAUCUCAAAGGUUUCAGCUACGAUUUUGCUCCGUUAUUAUAACUGGAGCGUCAGUAAAGUGCAUGAUGAAUGGUUUGCCGAUGAAGAAAAGGUUCGUAAGGCUGUUGGCUUAUUGGAGAAGCAAGUCGUUGAGUUUCCUGAUGGUACAGAAAUGACUUGCGGAAUUUGUUUUGAAGCCUAUCAUAGCGAUAAGCUGCGUGCUGCUGCUUGUGGUCAUCCAUUUUGUAGUUCAUGUUGGCAAGGAUACAUUAGCACAGCCAUUAAUGAUGGUCCGGGAUGUUUGAUGUUGCGCUGUCCUGAUCCAUCUUGCUCUGCCUCUGUUGGUCAAGAUAUGGUUGAUGAAUCGGCUUCUAAUGAAGACAAAGAAAAAUAUAUCCGCUACUUCACUAGAUCCUACAUUGAGGACAAUAGAAAGACCAAAUGGUGCCCUGCUCCAGGAUGUGAUUAUGCUGUGGAUUUUAUUGUUGGCAGCGGAAGCUAUGACGUCACUUGUGGCUGUUCAUAUAGCUUUUGCUGGAAUUGUACUGAGGAAGCUCACCGUCCUGUUGAUUGUGGCACUGUUGCAAAGUGGAUACUGAAGAAUAGUGCAGAGUCCGAAAAUAUGAAUUGGAUAUUGGCUAAUUCCAAACCUUGCCCAAAGUGUAAGCGACCAAUUGAGAAAAACCAAGGCUGUAUGCAUAUUACCUGCACACCACCCUGUAAAUUUGAGUUUUGCUGGCUUUGCCUUGGUGCAUGGUCGGAUCAUGGAGAGAGGACUGGCGGUUUUUAUGCAUGUAACCGAUAUGAGACAGCAAAGCAAGAGGGAGUGUAUGACGAAUCCGAGAAGCGGAGAGAAAUGGCAAAAAACUCUCUAGAGAGGUAUACUCAUUAUUACGAGCGAUGGGCAACCAACCAAUCAUCUAGGCAAAAGGCUUUGGCAGACCUACAGCAAAUGCAAACUGUGCAUCUUGAGAAGCUGAGUGACAUACAGUGUCAACCUGAGUCACAGCUGAAGUUUAUAACAGAGGCCUGGCUACAGAUAGUUGAAUGCAGGCGGGUUUUGAAAUGGACUUAUGCAUAUGGAUACUAUUUACCUGAGCAUGACCAUGGCAAGAGACAGUUCUUUGAGUACUUGCAAGGUGAGGCGGAGUCUGGGUUGGAACGUCUCCAUCAAUGUGCAGAGAAGGAGCUCCAAGUUUAUCUCACUGCAGAGGGACCAUCAAAGGAUUUUAACGAGUUCCGCACCAAACUUGCUGGACUGACCAGUGUGACUAGGAAUUAUUUUGAGAACUUAGUCCGGGCUUUAGAGAACGGUUUAUCAGACGUGGACUCUCACGGGGCCUGCAGCAGGACCGGUAGCUCAAAGAGCUUGGGUGGGAGCAGCAGAGGUAGAGGCGGAAGAGGCAAGGGCUCAACAUCUAGGUCAAGUGGCCCUAGCAGAAACAUUGACGAUCCCGGCCACUGGUCAUGUGAGCAUUGCACGUUUGCUAACUUGAAGAAUGCCACCCUUUGCGCUAUGUGCCAGCGUCGUCGUUAAAUCUUAAUUUGUGCACAGAUCAGCAUCAUGCAUGCGAGUUAUCAGGUUUUACCUCAUUGGCUGCAAUUGGAUUGGAGAAAAUAUUUAUAGCAUUGCCCAAGAGGUGAAGAAUAAAGCUCUGUCGAUCUCUAAUCUCUAAGACCCAAUGGCUGCAGUGGAGAAUGGAAAGUAUGAAGGGAAGGGGAAGUAAGAAUUCACGUCUUUCGGCAUUUGUUUUCUCGAAUCAGCUGUAAAUAGUUGUUGCCAUUCACGGUGAUCUGAACUUUGUGUUGGUAUGGGUAGUCAAGAUCCAUCCAAGUGUAUUCAUCUGUAAUCUCGACAAUCAUUUAUGUUGUUACUUACAGUUUUACAGCGUACUUGAAGCUCUCAAGUGCUUUUAUGUAGUGGUGAACGCCUGGGGCUGGUAGGCUAAUGUAUUUGCCUCGUCUAGAAUGAAAUAAAUAUGUUGUACAAUUUUAA
This is a messenger RNA of Mercurialis annua (annual mercury), 2504 nucleotides long. RefSeq names its product probable E3 ubiquitin-protein ligase ARI8. NCBI's taxonomy places the organism in Eukaryota, Viridiplantae, Streptophyta, Magnoliopsida, Malpighiales, Euphorbiaceae. Gene Ontology annotation, molecular function: ubiquitin conjugating enzyme binding; ubiquitin protein ligase activity; zinc ion binding. The transcript has 15 exons. The record is from RefSeq and is a predicted model, not a curated record. Gene Ontology annotation, cellular component: ubiquitin ligase complex; cytoplasm. Gene Ontology annotation, biological process: protein polyubiquitination; ubiquitin-dependent protein catabolic process; positive regulation of proteasomal ubiquitin-dependent protein catabolic process. The coding region runs from base 276 to 2045 and encodes 589 amino acids.